Apis laboriosa (Himalayan honeybee) is the source of this 4029-nucleotide messenger RNA. RefSeq lists its product as uncharacterized. The transcript is spliced from 2 exons. The record is from RefSeq and is a predicted model, not a curated record. The coding region runs from base 1749 to 3977 and encodes 742 amino acids. NCBI's taxonomy places the organism in Eukaryota, Metazoa, Arthropoda, Insecta, Hymenoptera, Apidae.
CGUAAGUACCAUUGUGUCUACGUAAAUCGAAACGAGAGAAACGAGAAUUCGCCAUAUGGGUGACUUCGAUAUCUCGUGUAUCGAAGUCGAGUGAACGCGUUCGACGUAAACGACUACGUCGAGUUUGAACGGGCAGUGGCGUAUACGCCACCGGUUCUCGAAAUAGAAUUGCCUAAUCCCCGCUACCCCAUCGUCUUUCUAUGACGCCUUUUCGGGUCGCGCUUAGUUACCACUUCUCGAGGGGAGAACCCAGUCGUAAGCAACGCGAUAAACCAACGACAUGUGCGCCAAUCAACCGCGAACCGACCGCUCAACAAAUGUCUGUAUCAAGUACUCGGACAUUCCUGGAGAUAUUCGUAGAUAAUUCACACUACCGCCAAUAACAGUCACAAACUAUGACCUGAAUAUACCGAAGACUGACACGAUAUUCCACCCAGAGUCGUACUACCGUUGGACGUCACUACUCUUCUGCGUACGAUUCUGAUACAACACAUAUUUCGAGAAGACUGACGUGUCUGUUCCGCGAGAUAUCGAAAGGAAUACAGCUGUGAAUGCGGGGAGAAAGCGAUUUAAGAAAAAGCUCAAAAAAAAAAAAAAAAAACGAGUUCCUAGUUUUCAGAGAGAACGUCGAAAAGCUCUCUUCCGUGAAGCACUUUAAAUUCCAAGGAAUAGAGGAUGGACUGACAGAAAUAGAGGAUGUUGCACGUUGAAUAAUUAUACGUUCGUCCGGAGGCGAGAGCCACUUUACUUUGAUCGAGUCUGUUUCGUUAUUCGAGGAGUCGAAUGAGAUAAAGACAGGAGAAAACGUGCAUUUAUUCAGACUGGUUAAUUGGAUAGUAUUUUUAAAUUUUUUUUUUUUUUCUUUGGACGUUUUCGUUACGUCGACGUGGGUGACGUAUCUGUCAGUAGAGGCUAAUCUUAUACAGCGAAUGGUAUUAAAAGUUUCAUCUGGUUCCAGGUAUAUUUGGUACGACUGUACGUUGCUCCAAAUUUAUAUUGUGCUAAUUAUACCUUGGGACGCUGCUCUAACGUAUGGUUUGUCACCUUACGAGAAACGAGCAAACUCGAUGGUAACUAAACUCGAUAUUCCAGAUACAUUUGUGCACUCCGAUAAAUUCAACUGAAAAGAAAAGUGCUCGUACAAGAGUGUGAUAGUUAAUUGAUAUUAUUAUUAAAUAAUUUUUUAAAUAAUUAAUAAAAAGAAGCGCUUGGAUCUUAAGAAAAGUGACUCCUCUACGAUACAAGAGUCUAUUUUAUAAUUUCGAUACGUAAUAUCGAUACGACAAGAGAUUCUGAAAUCGCUUGAACACAGUAUAACACUGAUGCUGAAAAUAGAUGACGGAGACGCAGUAUCGCAGAAUUGCCGUCUUUCCGCGAGUAACUAUGUAAUAUAUGUACGGAUUUGUGAAAUACUCUCCGAAAAUAUUUUCGUUCGCAUCGAGGGCGUUCGAUCAAUUUUUAUAACAAAUUACGUAAUAAAAAGUGGCCAACGGAUCGUCAAAUAGCUGAAUGUAAUAAAAUUCAACGGAAACAAGUAGAAUAGUGCUUCCAUCUUUCGCGAAAUCGAUCGACCGUUCGAAUGUGCAGCGGAACGACACUGAGAAAAGAACGACGACGGAUUUUCUUCGCAAGGGAGGCGAAAAACAGUUCUGCGAAUGGAUCUUCGCAACGAAAUCGAUUAAACGCUCGGGACGAUGAUGUUUUGCGGUGGAUAACAGCGUGGAGAAGGUUGAAAAAAAAGGUGCGACAUGUACGGGCGUCAAGGCGAUUCGAAUAACACGCAACCACCAUGGUCGGUGCGUGCAGAAGUUACGAUUCGCCAUAGUACACCGGUAACCUCGGAAUCUAGUCAAGUACCUGUAGGUAUAUCUUCGACUGUCACGGAUUCGGGCGGUGUUCGUAUGAUAUAUCGAUGGAAUACUACCAGUCAAUCGUCUCCAUCAACGCCGACAAUUCCAGUCAUCACGACUUCCGGACCAUCCGUAUCUUCUGGCUCGUUUGGCUUUCAGCGAGGAAACAUAUUGUUCACUUCGACACCACCACCAAAAACCGCACAAGGAUCUUUCACGAUUCCACGAUCAGGACCGUCUGGAAAUGAUGAGCAUACGCCAUCUAGAGGACGUGGCGCGAACUUCUCGGAUUCAGGCUACAACAGUGAGCGAUUUUCACCUAAUUCGUACUCUAGUUUGCCUGUUCGUCGACCUUCCCAACAAUAUAAUCGUCGAUGCAGGAGCACGUGCAGUAUUGUACUGUCCGCUGUGGACAGUGCAGAUGGUUCAAAGGGAGAAAACUACAGCAAAAUAACCAGCAAUGAAACUGUCAAACAUUCGUAUGACAAUUCUUGGCGCCAUCCCUCGGCGUAUGUUUUCUCGCGGCAGCAAUUCACCACAGUACCAGAAGUUUGCGAGGACUGCCCGGAAGAUGGCGCUUCCAGUGCACAUGGAACGCAUUUUUGCAGUAGCGUAAAAGAGGAAGUUACAACAAAAUCGACCACGAUCAGCAAAGAUGCAUCUUCGCAAACGACGGAUAUAGAAUCCCGAGAAUUUUCGUCGAUAGUCGCUGAUAAAAACAAAGUGAGAAGGAGAGCUGCUACUGGUCUCCGUUCAUUGGACGAGCAGAAGAAAAAGAAGCCAGAAAGUCGAUCGCCAACCACAGCUUCAGAGACCACAAGCAUCGGUCCUUCAGCGGAAUCGGAAAAGUCUGAUUCCUCGACGAAAGAUGACAGUGCGAAGAAGAAAUCACGAACCGUGCAUAUCGACGUGUAUUGCACCGGGUCUGAUGACGACGAGAAUGUCGAUACAUCGAGUGAAAACGAAUGCGAAACUCCUAUGACCGUGUUCGAAAAUCCAGACGUGAAAGUGACACAUACUCAGGUAGGGAGUAACGUUUUGCCCAGGGGAUUUCAAGAUGACAAGGCUUUUCUGAAACGUGCCACGGAACGACGAUGUGACAGCUUUAAACACGCACCGAUGAGAAUGCCCUCUAUAGCCAGUUCAAAAGGUUACGAUAGUGACGAUGUUUUCAGCUCACUUUAUCCUUCGCAAUUUAGUUCUUACAGUGCUUUAAGAGAUCCUGAUUCGGUGCCUUGGUCUGCUGCGUCUUCCAAUGUGGGUAUUCCAUUCGAUUAUGAUUCGACUAUUGCUACCUCGGCCAAAGAUACAUUGUCUGACAUAGAAUCUUUGAUAAACACUAAAACAGACUUAACCCGUUGUGAUAGUUUCGAGUAUGCUAGUAGCACCGAUCGUGAAAGGAUACGCAAAAUGGAGGAAAUAUGGGCCAAGGCAGAGGACAAAGAGAAGCAUUGGCGUUCACCGCAAGUCGAGCGUAAAUAUUUGUUACGGAAUCGAAAGAUGAGAGAAUAUUUAAAAAAACACGAGGUAGGAUGGUCGUCGGGUGACAGUGACGAGGAAUCUGAUGAGAGCGGUGCCAUUGGGUGGAGUUUUAUGUCUGGCGAGGAAAAUCAAGAAGGAAUUAAAAAAACUUCGUCCUUUCGAAGAGCGAGUAAAUCUAUCGCUGAAGAUGGGGAAAGGAACGCAUGUAUAAUGGAAAAAGAACUUUCGAAGCAAAAGAAUUCGCAACAGUAUCAUUCUGAUUCCACGCAUAGCGACAGUAUUCCACAUAUGUAUACUUUUCGUGAUCAAAUCGGCUUAUUCGGUUCCAAGACUCCUUCCCCUCUUCCAUCAAAAGUACCUUCGAGAGUUACUUCUCCAUUUAUGACGUCUCAGGGUGAAAGAACCGACCAUAUUUUGAAAGCCUCUAUAUUCGGUGCAGUGGUGAACGCAUUUCGAAAGCCAGGCCAUCAUAUAGGACCUUCCAAGAAUCCUUCGUGUUCCUGCGAGCAUUGUCAAAGAUAUUUCGAGGAAUUGAAUUCACGAGAACGUUCGCGUUCUAUAAGCGAUUUCGAACGACAAAUGGGAUUUCGUUUAAAGAAUGAAAAAAGGAUAUUUCGUCCGAUCCCGAAAAAUGACAAUUCUUAAGACUUGAUAUUUCAUUAAUAUGUUUUUGAAGGUUUUUUUUUUUUUUUUUUUU